AUGUCUAGCCUGUAUGCAGGGGUGGAGAUACAGGCUGGUAUCUACUGUAUGUCUAGCCUGUAUGCAAGGGUAGGGAUAUCGGCUGGUGUCUACUGUAUGUCUAGCCAGUAUGGAGGUGUGGAGAUAUCGGCUGGUAUCUACUGUAUGUCUAGCCUGUAUGCAGGGGUGGAGAUAUCGGCUGGUAUCUACUGUAUGUCUAGCCUGUAUGCAAGGGUGGGGAUAUCGGCUGGUAUCUACUGGAUGUCUAGCCUGUAUGCAAGGGUGGGGAUAUCGGCUGGUAUCUACUGUAUGUCUAGCCUGUAUGCAAGGGUGGGGAUAUCGGCUGGUAUCUACUGUACGUCUAGUCUGUAUGCAGGUGUGGGGAUAUCGGCUGGUAUCUACUGUAUGUCUAGCCUGUAUGCAAGGGUGGGGAUAUUGGCUGGUAUCUACUGGAUGUCUAGCCUGUAUGCAAGGGUGGGGAUAUCGGCUGGUAUCUACUGUAUGUCUAGCCUGUAUGCAAGGGUGGGGAUAUCGGCUGGUAUCUACUGUACGUCUAGUCUGUAUGCAGGGGUGGGGAUAUCGGCUGGUAUCUACUGUAUGUCUAGCCUGUAUGCAGGUGUGGGGAUACCAGCUGGUAUCUACUGUAUGUCUAGCCUGUAUGCAGGUGUGGGGAUAUCGGCUGGUAUCUACUAUAAAUUGCCAGAUGAUAUAAUGAAGUCUUGUUUUUCCAAAGUACGCCGUACAAUGGGUUGGUUGAUGGCUAGUUUGACUCAAUUCAUACUCGCCAAACCAUCGCAAUGCGCACAGGAAACAGUUGCUGGUACUUCUGCUGACUUUGGAAGAGAGUUUCUACGUAGUCGUCGUGACAACAACUGA
Molecule: messenger RNA, 855 nt
Organism: Saccoglossus kowalevskii
Lineage: Eukaryota; Metazoa; Hemichordata; Enteropneusta; Harrimaniidae
Source: RefSeq, a predicted model, not a curated record